UUCGCGACAAAAACAAAGGGAGGAUAACCCAAUGAACGGCUCAGAUGAAGUGGAAACUUCAAGAACCAAACAGAUCCCUUGAUUUUUUAUUUCUUAAUUUCUCACACUGCACAUACAUUUUUGCCCUCACUCUCCCUUACUAAAAACCUAAUCAGCCCUAUCCGUUCGUCACCAACAAGCUGCUCUCUCAUUAAACUUCUCUUCUCCGCCUGAAAAUUCAACCCACCUCAAAUUUCCAUUCUUCAUACUUUUAAGGUCUAAAGAAUAAAUGGCGUCAACUUUUGCCGGCAUAUCUGCGGUUGGUUCAUUAGCUGCCUCUGGAAGCAGGGUCAUGGAUAAUAAAACUGCAGCUUCAUCAAAUAAAUUGUCAUCGCUUGCUUCAAUAUCUUCUAGUUCACUUGGGAGGAGAAAGUACGCUUCAAAAAAAGCACGUCCCUUCCAAGUAACAGCAGCUGCAAAGGACUUGUAUUUUAAUAAGGAUGGCUCAGCAAUAAAGAAACUUCAGAGUGGUGUAAACAAACUUGCGGACCUAGUUGGCGUCACCCUUGGUCCCAAAGGCAGAAAUGUGGUUCUGGAGAGCAAAUAUGGUUCCCCAAAAAUUGUCAAUGAUGGAGUUACUGUCGCCAAAGAGGUUGAGUUGGAAGACCCUGUAGAGAACAUUGGAGCUAAAUUGGUGAGACAAGCAGCUGCAAAGACCAAUGACUUGGCUGGAGAUGGGACAACAACAUCUGUUGUCCUUGCACAAGGCCUUAUAGCCGAGGGUGUUAAGGUGGUAGCAGCGGGAGCUAAUCCUGUUUUAAUAACUAGAGGAAUUGAGAAAACAACCAACGCUUUAGUAUCUGAGCUGAAAUCAAUUUCGAAAGAGGUCGAAGAUAGUGAACUAGCAGAUGUUGCAGCAGUAAGUGCCGGGAAUAACUAUGAAGUUGGGAACAUGAUAGCCGAGGCAUUGAGCAAAGUUGGUAGGAAAGGUGUCGUGACUCUUGAAGAGGGCAAAAGUGCUGAAAACAGCCUUUAUGUUGUUGAGGGAAUGCAGUUUGAUCGUGGCUAUAUUUCUCCAUAUUUUGUGACUGACAGUGAGAAGAUGACUGUUGAAUAUGAGAACUGCAAGUUGCUGCUUGUUGACAAGAAAAUAACCAAUGCUAGAGAUCUCAUAAACGUGUUGGAAGAUGCCAUUAGAGGUGGUUACCCCGUUCUAAUUGUUGCUGAAGAUAUUGAGCAAGAAGCUCUUGGAACCCUUGUAGUGAACAGGCUGAGGGGCGCACUGAAAGUUGCUGCUCUCAAAGCUCCUGGAUUUGGUGCGAGAAAGAGCGAGUAUCUCGAUGACAUGGCAAUUUUGACCGGAGGAACUGUGAUACGGGAUGAGGUUGGGCUGACAUUAGACAAAGCUGACAAAGAAGUUUUGGGUCAUGCUGCCAAGGUUGUGAUGACAAAGGACUCAACAACGAUAGUGGGAGACGGCAGCACUCAGGAAGCUGUUAAUAAACGUGUUACCCAAAUAAGAAACCUUAUUGAGGUUGCGGAGCAAGAUUAUGAGAAGGAAAAGCUGAAUGAAAGAAUUGCAAAGCUAUCUGGAGGCGUUGCUGUUAUUCAGGUUGGGGCGCAAACGGAAACAGAGCUGAAAGAAAAGAAGCUUAGAGUAGAAGAUGCUCUCAAUGCCACUAAGGCAGCUGUUGAGGAAGGAAUUGUGGUUGGCGGUGGAUGCACUUUGUUGAGACUUGCAUCCAAGGUCGAUGCUAUCAAGGAAACUCUUGAAAACGAUGAGGAGAAGGUUGGAGCAGACAUUGUCAAGAGAGCGUUGAGUUAUCCGUUGAAAUUGAUUGCCAAGAAUGCUGGAGUUAAUGGUAGUGUUGUAAGUGAGAAGGUGCUAUCAAGCGACAACCCAAAAUAUGGUUACAACGCUUCCACAGGGCAGUAUGAAGAUCUCAUGGCUGCUGGAAUCAUAGAUCCAACUAAGGUGGUAAGAUGUUGCUUGGAACAUGCAUCUUCAGUUGCCAAGACAUUUUUAAUGUCUGAUUGCGUGGUUGUCGAGAUUAAGGAGCCUGAACCUGCCGUAACUGGAAACCCUAUGGACAACUCAGGUAUAAAUAAGAUACGGUUACUGAGCAAAGCAGAAGUGAGCUCUGUCUGCUUGAAGAAUGAAGAGCACAUUGUGAAUUGUGCACCUGUGGAUUGUUUAAGAUUUGAAUAAGCUUUUGACCUCUAUGUGGUAGGAAUAUGAGAUUUUGAGUUGAGGAAUGUUAGUUAGAGAUUUAAAAUGCAGCAAAGGAGAUUGGCUUUAGUUGGAUUCGGUUUUGUUUUGCAUGCAUUGACUAGAACCGAGAGAUAAUAACUGUAACGAUAUUCUGUGCUGUGUUAUUUUUUAUAUUAAUCAUCAACUGUCUGUGGUUAAUUAUUCUUAUCUAUUUCCACUGUUUAUUACUUUCUUUAGCACCUUCACGGUAAACCAAAGUCGGACUGAUUGGAUUCGAAUCAUGAGUGCUAUCUGUGAAGUGUGAACAGUGUAGCAAGUGAACUGCAUUUUGUUCAUAUUCAAAUUGGCCUCUCGCAAAUAAAGUUUCUCAUCACUUUUGGGAUAUCCGUGGUCCAAGAUAAAAUGAAAUAGAAGGCUUCGUUUGUCGAGAUGAGAUUGAAAUAAAGAUAAUAUAUGAUGAAUGAUUUAAAUUGUUUGUUUUGAUUAAUUUAUUUGUGGAGAUUGUACUAAAUAUGAGAUGAAUGGAUGAUAAUGUUUGUUUGGA
Molecule: messenger RNA, 2735 nt
Organism: Striga asiatica
Lineage: Eukaryota; Viridiplantae; Streptophyta; Magnoliopsida; Lamiales; Orobanchaceae
Source: the annotation of a GenBank genome assembly